Molecule: messenger RNA, 3251 nt
Organism: Anoplopoma fimbria (sablefish)
Lineage: Eukaryota; Metazoa; Chordata; Actinopteri; Perciformes; Anoplopomatidae
Gene: golm2
Product: golgi membrane protein 2
Exons: 10
Coding region: 840-2291 (483 amino acids)
Source: RefSeq, a predicted model, not a curated record
AAGUUUAUACAAAAGCCAACCACACAUAAAGACACUGCCGUCAAGACAUUAAAAGCCACGUUUUCUUUGUGCCGUCUCGACCUUUAUUCUGAAGUGUGGCUGUGCAGAGCGCGGAAGCUGCGCCGCCGCAUUACACGCAGCUUCACAACGCGCACAAAUCACGUUUGAUCGGCAGAGAAAGCGAGACAGUGUGACACAAAGCCUGUGCUAGCAUCUGACGCCACCGAUAAUACAACGACUGAACGAGGAGACGCUACUCUUCUGUCUGACGGUCGUUACCGGUGUCUCCUCACCCCCCGUGUGGAGCGGAGAGCCGGGCGACGUCAGCGGAGCUAACGACGUCAGCGGAGCAGCGUCAGCGGGUCAGAGAGACGGAGGCUCUGCGGCUACGACGAGCUCCGGCCGCCGGUGUGUGCGGUCCACCCGGGCUCCCUAGAGGGUCACGGGCAGCACCGUAGCUGUGUGGUUUGGUGUGCACCCCCCUCCUCCUCCGCCUCCUCCUCCUCCUCCGCCUCCUCCUCUCACUGCCACGGUGUCGCGUAGCUGUCCACGUCUCGUCUCGUCUCUCCGCUGAGCUAGGCCACGUCCCCGCGGGCGUGCUCCCUCCGACCCGCGACCCGCUGACAUUGGACGGAUUUGCAGAGAGGAUGCCCGGUGUGCGGAAGGAGGAAGGAGAUUAAGGAGCAGUGGCGAUGUGAGAAAGUCAUGCCCGGUCCUGACAGUCCUGUAGUGCUUCGCUCCCCCGUGCCGCAUCCACGCGGCAUGUCACGUAGACGGAUGCGUCUCGCGGCUCUGUAGGUUGCGGUAACGAUACGCUUUGUUUGUUUGUUUUUUUUGAAAUGGUGGGCUUUGGUGCGAACCGACGCGGAGGCCGCCUCCCGUCCUUCAUCCUCAUCUUCUUGAUGCUGAUCAUCGCCAUCCUGUCGUUCAACUACUGGACGGCGACCAACAAGCACGGCCGCGCGCUGGACGAGCUGGCGGAGGUGCAGACGCAGGUGAAGCGCACGGACGCGGCGCGCAGCCGGCUGGAGAAGCGCAACUCGGAGCUGAUGGUGCAGGUGGACACGCACAGGAAGCAGAUGGACCAGAAGGAUGGGGACUACAAUGUCCUGGAGGGCAAGCUGCAGGCCCGGGAGGCUAUUAUCAAAAAGUGCACUGAUGAAAAGAUGAAGGUGCAAGGUGAUGUCACUGCCCAAAUGACAGAAAUCCAGAGGCUGAAAGAGCAGCUAAAGGAGCUGAAGCAGGAGUUCAUGAAACAGGAAGAGCAGCUAAGAGAAGUGAAGAAAAACAGCACUACCUUGGAAAGAAAACUGGAGUAUGAGAGUUUACAGUGUGGACGACAGAUUGCACAACUGAAAGAAGAGUAUGAAGAAACAAAAAAGACCCUGGAGGAAGAAGCAUCAAAGCUAAGACAGAGUGUGAUGGACAGCCAAAAGGGUGCAGUGGCAGGUAGACUUGCUGAGGGAGCACCCAGGGUGGAGAUGGUUGGAGAGCACCAUACAGUGGCCACUCGCCGGCAUGACAGUCCAGAUUUAAAAGAAGAGAUGGGUAAGCCUGGCAGUGAUGCUGGCAUGCCUGGUAUCGAAGACAGUGAGGUGGGAAAAAUUGACGACCUUCAAUUUGCCUUGAAGAAACCAGCCAUAACUCAGAAGCACGAUGAAGCCCCUGAUGUGGUUGUCGGAGCUGGUGCUGGCCCUGGCCCUGGAGUCGGGGCAGCGGACGGCCCUGCGGGCCAAGGCCUGUCCCUGGAUCAGCCCGGGCUCCAGCAGGACAGAGUGGAGGUCCGAGAAGUAGUGGUCGCCCCUCCAGGCAUCAUCAAACAGGCAGACAAACCCAUAGUGUUUGAAGAAGACAACAAGGCAGGUAUCAAGGCAGACGAACUGGGAGAACAGCAAAGACAACUUCAAGCUCCUGAUAAUGUCAAGGGUGACCGUGAACACUUGAAGGUGAUUCCUCUGCCCCCCAACCCUGCCCAGGUGCCCAACCCCAUCCAGCCUCGCCACGCCGGAGAUCAAGUUCCAGCCGAGCCAGUUCACCACCGCCAAAGCCGGUUCUUUGAUGAGAACGAGUCCCCAGUAGAUCCGCAACACGGCUCUAAGCUAGCGGACUACAAUGGGGAUGAUGGGAACGUGGGUGAGUAUGAGGCCGACAAGCAGGCUGAGCUGGCCUACAAUGAGGAAGAGGAUGGUGAUGGUGGGGAGGAAGACGUUCAAGAUGAUGAUGAUCGUGACAUGCAGGGAGACCGAGCUGUGGAUUAUGGGAAAAGACAUCAAGCCAUUGACAUUCUUUGAAUGGGAACUUGUACAGCCGUAAAUAAUUACAAAUAUUGAGACCUUCCUCUACAACCACGGUCUUUUCUUGAGAAAAUAGUUUCAAAUCAACAUGUUUAAGAAUUUAUAGGGUUCAUCCUCAAUGUCACGGACAAUUUUGAAAAACAGACAUUGCAACUAAUAGAUUAAUUCUGAAUAACGUACCAUAAUACAAAGGAAAACAAUCAUGGCAUUGUCCUGAGUUGCUGUUGAUUUGCUAAUGGGUUCUAAGCUAUGGCAGUAGAUGUGACAUAAUGUACACUGACUGUUGAGUUUUGUUAUUUGAUAACUGCCUCAGUCUAUAACGGAGUGAUCUGAAGAGCCAUGUUGACUCGCAGCUGAACCUCAAGGUCGAACUGUGUUGUUUUUUUUGCUACUUUUCUUCACAGGUUGCUGUUGCUUGAUAUAAACAAACUCUUCACCGGAGAUGUUUAUCAAAGAGACUAAUCCAGCAUUCUGCCUUUCUAACAUAAUUUUUGGGACUUGUACGUGGAAGACCAUUUUUUUUUUCGUUUACAGGAGUGGGAAUGCAUUGCAAAUGCCAAGGACUUUGCUUCUGGCCUAUUAAAUCAUUUUGUUUUAUUGUGACAGACACUGAAAGGUGCUCCUCGUUCUGUUUUUUCUAUGAUGCCAUUGCAUGUAUUUCAAACCUUUUGGUAAUAAUCAACUGAGCAAAAUACUGAUGCUUAAGCAAUACUUGGAGCGAUGUUGGUAUCUUCCAGUGUGCAAAGAUUAACCAAGCACACAUAGAGCUGACAUACUGUACACAUGCUUCCAUUAAUGAGGUCUCUCCUUACGUAAUGUAGAUAAACUGUUACCAUUUGUACCGAGGAAACACAGUUCCUCACCUUUUAGGGAAAUCUGUGAACAUGGGAUCAGUUCUGUUUGUGCGGCUGGGAAAAUUGGUUUCUCAUGGAAAGGCACAUUGAAUGUAAUUUAACU